AUGGCGUCGAGUUCCGACGAGGGCGAGAUCAUGGAGAAUGACGCCGUGGAUUUGAAGGCAACUUCACUGCCGAAGAAGUUUGAAGGAAACGGUGUUGACCGUCAAGACAGAACUCGAGAUAGACGCUCGGCCUCCAACUCCCCCGAGUACGACAGUUCCGCCAGAAACCACCACCACCUUUCGAGACGCAGUCGUUCGCCCCCGCCGCUCCGCGGCUUCAAGCGCGCCCGCGACGAGCGUGACUACGCCGGUGGAGGACGACAAGAUACCCGCCGCUUCCGCGUGCACUACGAGGACGGCGUGAGGGAUGACUACCGCCAUUCACGCGUAUCGUACGAAGACCUAGACCGCCCGCCGUCCCGCGGCUCGAACAACAGCUACGACGGUCGUGAUAGGAACCGCAGUCGCGAGAGAGACGCAUACAAAGAAAGAGAUAGAGAUCAGCGCGAUCGGGACAGGGACCGAUACCCGGAUAAGAGACCCCGCAACCGUACCAGGUCGCCCUACAGGCCCCCGCGCGGCGAGCGAGGGGGCCGCGAUGAUCACUACGCCAGAGACGGCGGGCGAGAUCGUCUCACCGAUUCGUUCCGCGGCCUCAAGUAUGACGACAACAGAGACCGACACGCCCGAAACGGAGGCGCGGCGCCAAACGGAGUCGCUGUAGGAAAGGAUCCGCGCGCUUCCAGAGAAGAUGCUAAACCUGUGAAAGACUCUGCAGACCGUGAAAAUUCUGCGGCUUCUCGUUCUCGGGGCCAGACCGCUCCGCAGGUGGUAGAGCCUGAUCAUAGCUACGAGGAGCCCGAGGAGCCAAUGGUCAUUGACGAGGAAGCUGAGAUCGAACGCAGGCGACGACGACGUGAUGAGCUACUCGCAAAGUCCAGCUCAGCUACCCCGCUGCUUGUUCACGCAUUGCAUGCUGCUGAAAGGUCGGCGAUUCCAUCACCAGCGCAGGAGAACACCCCUGCGACGGAUAUCGGAACCCCAGGCACAGGUAAGAAUUUCACCUCCCAGACUUUGACAUACGCUAAGUCUACAGACAUUGCCUCACCAGCCCAAGACGGAAGUUCGCCUGGUGCUAUCGACAUUGUGAAUGAGAGCGACCUCAUGAAUACUCAUGGCGGUGGUGACGCAACCGAGGAGGACGGCCCCUCAGCUGCAGACUACGAUCCCACAGCCGACAUGAAGGAGGACGAGAGACGCGAUGAGAUGCGACACGGUAACGUGGGUGUUCAUGGCGAAGCUCCUGAUGCGUCGAACGACAAGCAGCCACUGGAACAGCCUCAGGAAGCCCCUGCGAAGAAGUCAUCAGAAGACGACGAUGAUGACGAUUUUGACAUGUUUGCUGAAGACUUUGAUGACGACAAGUACGCUGCACCCAACCCUGUCAAGGUAGCUGUGGUGGACGAGUCCAAGGCCUCGCCAGCACUUGCGCCGCCGAACGGAGCCAUCCUCGAGGGCGACGAUAAGGACGGCUACUACAAGAUUCGCAUCGGCGAGAUCCUCAACGGCCGUUAUCAGGUCCAGUCGACUCUGGGCAAGGGUAUGUUUUCUGGCGUUGCGCGGGCUGUCGACAUUACGAACAAGAAAUUGGUCGCUGUCAAAAUCAUGAGAAACAACGAUGCGCUGAGGAAAGGAGGUUACACCGAGAUUGCCAUCCUGCAAAAGCUUAACGAUGCCGAUCCGGAGAAUCGGAAGCAUAUUGUCAAGUUUGAGCGGCAUUUCGACCACAAGGGCCACCUGUGUAUGGCGUUUGAGAAUCUAAGUCUGAACUUGCGCGAAGUGCUCAAGAAGUUUGGCAACAAUGUUGGAAUCAACCUAGGCGCAACUCGAGCAUACGCUCAUCAAAUCUUCAUUGGCCUUGCUCACAUGCGCAAAUGCAGUGUCAUCCAUGCCGAUCUGAAGCCUGACAAUAUCUUAGUCAACGAGAGCCGAAAUGUGCUCAAGAUUUGUGACUUGGGAACCGGUAUCGACAAAUCUGAUGCGGCUACGGCGCACAACGAGAUCACCCCGUACCUGGUCAGUCGCUUUUACAGAGCACCAGAGAUCAUUCUCGGAAUGCCCUACGACUUCUCCAUCGACAUGUGGUCCAUCGGUGCCACGUUGUACGAGCUGUACACGGGCAAGAUCCUAUUUGCAGGCGACAGCAACAAUCAGAUGCUCAAGGCCAUCAUGGAGAUCCGUGGCAAGAUCACGCCCAAGCUCUACAAACGAGGUCAACUCUCGGCGAUGCAUUUUGAUGAAUUGGGCAACUUUGUCAGCAUGGAGCGGGACAAGGCGCUUGGAAAGACAACCGCCAGGGUCCUGCCCGUCGUCAAACCAACGCGUGAUCUGCGCACCCGCCUCUUUGCCGCGUCAGCGGGUAUGAACGACGCCGAGACGAGGGACCUGAAUCAUUUUGUCGACCUGCUCGAGCACUGCUUGACGCUUAACCCGGAGAAGAGGAUCAAGCCUGCCGACGCGCUGAAGCAUCCGUUCUUUACGGCUAGGGUCGCUGCGCCUGUGAAGAGAUAG
Colletotrichum godetiae is the source of this 2511-nucleotide messenger RNA. Its product is annotated as kinase-like domain-containing protein. Gene Ontology annotation, molecular function: protein serine/threonine kinase activity; ATP binding. Bases 1 to 2511 code for a protein of 836 amino acids. Lineage: Eukaryota; Fungi; Ascomycota; Sordariomycetes; Glomerellales; Glomerellaceae. The record is from RefSeq and is a predicted model, not a curated record. Gene Ontology annotation, biological process: peptidyl-serine phosphorylation; peptidyl-threonine phosphorylation; mRNA cis splicing, via spliceosome. The transcript is spliced from 4 exons.